This is a messenger RNA of Galleria mellonella (greater wax moth), 1276 nucleotides long. RefSeq names its product transcription factor SOX-14-like. NCBI's taxonomy places the organism in Eukaryota, Metazoa, Arthropoda, Insecta, Lepidoptera, Pyralidae. Gene Ontology annotation, biological process: anatomical structure morphogenesis; cell differentiation; regulation of DNA-templated transcription. The transcript is spliced from 3 exons. Bases 296 to 970 code for a protein of 224 amino acids. Gene Ontology annotation, molecular function: RNA polymerase II cis-regulatory region sequence-specific DNA binding; DNA-binding transcription factor activity, RNA polymerase II-specific. The record is from RefSeq and is a predicted model, not a curated record.
AGAAAAGCGCCGCAUUGAGCUUUCGGGAGCUUUUCACGCGCGGGAACUUACAGAUGACGAUAUUGUUUUAAUUAUAUCAUAGCGACCGGUUAUUGUAGUUUUAUGUUCGAAUAAUUAUUUUAUUACUAAAGUAAUUAAUUGUAUAAAAUAUACAAAUAAGUAAUGAAACAAUCAAUUUAGUAUUUAAGUUUAAAAAGAGACGAUGUAAAAUGUCCGAAAGAACACUGGUGGUUAUAAAAAAUAAAUAUAUUUAAAUUUCGAAUUCUAAAUUUGAAAAUAAAUAUAUUAUCCAACGAUGUCGCUCGGGAAACAGACAAAUGAGCAUAUCAAGAGGCCAAUGAACGCGUUCAUGGUAUGGUCUCGAGGUCAGAGGCGGAAAAUGGCGCAGGACAACCCCAAAAUGCACAAUUCGGAGAUAUCGAAAAGGCUGGGAGCUGAAUGGAAGUUGCUGACUGAGAUGGAGAAAAGACCGUUCAUCGAUGAAGCAAAAAGGCUAAGAGCACUCCACAUGAAAGAACAUCCAGACUACAAAUAUCGGCCGAGAAGGAAGCCGAAAGCACUCGUGAAGAAGGAACCGAAAUUUGGUUUCGGUAUCAGCGGGUUAAUGGCACCGGUGCCUCGACUAGUGACGCCGUCGGUACCACAUCCCGUACCGCAGUUGCCGAUGCCCCAUCACUUGCUGCCAGACAAGCCAGAUCUGAGCAGAGCCCUGUUUCCCCCUUUGCCGUACCCGUUCUACCCGUUUGCGAAGAUACCGUCAUCAGAUGAAGGGAAAUUUGCCGCGGAAUUGGCACAUUUACAGGCUAUCUACGGUGGUGCACUGUACAGUAGCGCGCUGUACAACAGCGCCCUCUCCCCCUGCGGCUGCCCUCCUCGGAGGACACCGUCCCCCCCACCUGCUGACGUCAAGCGUCCCGUCGCUUACGUCCUGAUGAAAAGUGACGAGGAACCCCCGCAGCACGUCAUAUGAAGGCCGGUGGCGCUCCCCGCGAGGCCCUGGUCUCAUUGGGAGCGGCCGUCGACCUCCGUUCAAGAUCGGGAGACCAGCUCUCCUGAUAGUGUGUGAAUUACUGUGAGUAGAAUGUGUAGAUAUAUCAAUAAAUAGCAUCUACAAAAGACGCAGUCGUAUUCAAAGAUGGUGAUGAAAAACUUAUUUGAAAUAACAUCUAAUCAGACAUUACAAAUGAUCUUGGUGAAGUGAUGUAAUUGAAGACAAAACGUGGACGUUUCUAAUCACCUGAUGAGUGAUGUUAAAGGUACAGAGAAAUGUGGUAUU